Molecule: messenger RNA, 1664 nt
Organism: Drosophila persimilis
Lineage: Eukaryota; Metazoa; Arthropoda; Insecta; Diptera; Drosophilidae
Gene: exd
Product: homeobox protein extradenticle
Exons: 5
Coding region: 215-1345 (376 amino acids)
Biological process (GO): neuron development; embryonic organ development; regulation of transcription by RNA polymerase II
Cellular component (GO): nucleus
Molecular function (GO): DNA-binding transcription factor activity, RNA polymerase II-specific; RNA polymerase II cis-regulatory region sequence-specific DNA binding
Source: RefSeq, a predicted model, not a curated record
UAUUCUCAUCUGAGCUAUUAAAAAUUAAAAGGAAGAAGUGAUUGAGGAAAUAAGGGACUAAUAAGGGCAGAAAGGAAACAAAGUUUAGUUAGAACUAUAAUAUAUAGCAGUAGAACAGUUAAUUUGUCAAACACCAAUUGAGCACAUAUUCAACACACGUACGAAACAAGCAUAUCUGCAUUUCUGUUGUAGGUGGGUAAUCUUUCGACAAGCCAUGGAGGAUCCUAAUCGCAUGAUGGCUCACACUGGUGGAAUGAUGGCACCGCAGGGCUAUAGCCUAUCUGGGCAGGACGAUGGCCAAAAUACUGGCAACGAGAACGAAGUGCGGAAGCAAAAGGAUAUUGGCGAGAUAUUACAACAAAUUAUGAGCAUCUCUGAGCAGUCACUGGACGAGGCACAGGCCAGGAAGCACACACUAAACUGUCAUCGAAUGAAGCCAGCUCUAUUCUCGGUACUAUGCGAAAUUAAGGAAAAAACUGUUCUUUCAAUUCGCAAUACUCAGGAAGAAGAACCACCAGACCCGCAACUGAUGCGACUAGAUAAUAUGCUGAUUGCCGAGGGCGUUGCUGGUCCCGAAAAAGGUGGUGGAGGCGCAGCAGCUGCAUCCGCAGCAGCUGCUAGUCAGGGUGGCUCGCUAUCGAUUGAUGGUGCUGACAAUGCCAUUGAACACUCAGACUAUCGCGCAAAGUUGGCGCAGAUUCGUCAGAUCUAUCACCAAGAGCUAGAGAAGUACGAGCAGGCUUGUAACGAGUUCACUACGCACGUUAUGAAUCUUCUGCGUGAGCAGAGUCGAACCAGACCCAUUACGCCCAAAGAAAUCGAGCGAAUGGUACAGAUCAUUCACAAAAAGUUUAGCUCUAUACAAAUGCAGCUGAAGCAGUCGACAUGCGAAGCUGUAAUGAUUCUUCGUUCGCGCUUUCUAGACGCACGUCGAAAGCGGCGUAAUUUUAGCAAGCAAGCAUCAGAAAUCCUCAAUGAAUACUUUUAUAGUCAUUUAAGUAACCCAUAUCCAUCCGAGGAGGCCAAGGAGGAGCUGGCGCGUAAGUGCGGAAUAACGGUCUCACAAGUAUCCAAUUGGUUUGGCAAUAAACGCAUUCGUUAUAAAAAGAACAUUGGUAAGGCACAAGAAGAGGCCAAUUUGUAUGCAGCCAAAAAGGCAGCAGGUGCUUCCCCCUAUUCGAUGGCAGGUCCGCCCAGUGGCACAACAACACCCAUGAUGUCACCAGCUCCGCCACAGGAUUCAAUGGGUUAUACCAUGGGCUCCGGUGGCUACGAUCAGCAGCAACCUUACGAUAAUAGCAUGGGCGGUUACGAUCCCAACCUCCACCAGGAUCUUAGCCCUUGAAAAUAAAUUUUAUCAAAAUAUCUAUUAAUCUAUAUUGAUGGCAUCUUUAUAUGGGCAAGUUAUCGUAAUCGAAACUAAUGCACUUUAUAUAUAUACAUAUUACUACUGAGCUGCGCGUGUGUGUUAGUCUGGCCAGAAUACCAUACCAACAAUACUGUAUACGAUUAAAUCUUAAUAAUAGUACUCACCCAAUGGCAUACGGAUAUCUAACGCGUAUUUUUAAAUAAGUUUAUAUUCAUUAAUAGAUAACAUUAUCUUUGAAGUACAUUUUGCUUCCAUUUUUUUCCAACAGUAAAUUAAACAGAAUUCUUUUCUUAUA